AUGAAAGAUGACCAGGAAAAUGGUUAUAUUUUUGAAGAAGAUUUAAAAUAUCCUAAAAAGCUUCACAAUCUUCAUUCAGAUUAUCCACUGGCUCCCGAAAAUGUAUUUGAUAAUAAAGAAUUACCAAAAUUAACAACUACUCUAUAUAAUAAAAGAUAA
This is a messenger RNA of Cinara cedri, 159 nucleotides long. The record is from the annotation of a GenBank genome assembly. Lineage: Eukaryota; Metazoa; Arthropoda; Insecta; Hemiptera; Aphididae.